This is a messenger RNA of Paramecium octaurelia, 492 nucleotides long. The record is from the annotation of a GenBank genome assembly. NCBI's taxonomy places the organism in Eukaryota, Ciliophora, Oligohymenophorea, Peniculida, Parameciidae.
UUGUCCAAAUGGAGGAGGAAAAUAGUUUUAAAGAUAGUUUCAAUGAUGAACUCACCAAUACUAGAUCUCCAAAAUCCAAAAAAAUCAAAAAAAUUGAUUCUCCUACACAUAAAAAGAACGUAGGACAUUGGACAAAGGAGGAGCAUGAAAAAUAUCUAAAAUUCUUGGAGGACAAUACUUAAAUGAAGAAAAAUAACAAAAUCUUCAAACCAAUGUCUGAAAUUAUUGGUACUCGUUCUCCAAGUUAAUGCAGGUACAUAUUAAUAAAGAAUUAGAUCUCAUCAUCAAAAAUUUAAUCCAUCAUCCCCUCUAACCUAGAGAAAAUCUAGUAAAAUAAUUAGUGUUUCCAACUAAACAAUGCCAGCAAUGACCUUGUAAGAAGAAACAAAUGUGAACUUAGAGGAUGAAAUGUAAAGUAGUAAUAGGAUUAAACUCAUGUUUUUUGAUGAAGACGAUAUGGUUCAGCAAAAUUUUAAUUUAGAUGAUUUAUGA